AGCCAUGUCAAGUGGAUUUCUUCGGUGGCGGGGAACAUCUUCUUGCCAUUUGUCUGAUUGAUUUGUGAACGACAAGAGGCAUCUCACGACACGGGAAACUCUUGCUAGCGGUUGAAUAAAAUAUAUCUUUGUGCGGAAAAGUCCGCGGUGUGGGUGAAAAUUAGUUUUAUAAUUAUUUGUGUAACAGAUUGGGUGUCGCGGUGAAUUUCAAACGACAAUCUCGCAUCAUAAUUUGUCUUAAAUGGCACCAUCAAUCAGUUCGUGUGCCGUGUGUGGUGUUGAGGCGAAUUUGAAGUGUGGCGGCUGUAAAAAUGUCGUCUACUGUGGGAAAGAUCAUCAAAAGGUCCACUGGCGAAAAGGUCACAAGGCCAUGUGCAAGUGCGUGGAGCUAAAAGUUGACGAAGUGAUGGGAAGAUACUUGAGUGCCACGCGUGAUAUUAAGCAAGGAGAAGUGAUCUUCCGGGAGAAACCCCUGGCAAUUGGUCCCAAAGUCUCCUGCAUGCCAAUGUGCCUCGGUUGCAAUGUCUUCUUGACUCUGAAGCCCAAAGAGAAGAACUACUACAAAUGCUCUCAAUGCAACUGGCCCCUCUGUGGUCCUUCUUGUGAAAAAUCUCCAUUACACACCGAAGAAUGCUCCUUGAUGGCAUCCAGGAAGUUUAAAGCACAAAUUAAUGCUACUCCAGCUGAGGAGGGCAAGAAGGAAGCUGCUUACUGUGCUAUUGUACCCUUGAGAUGUUGCCUACUGAAGGAAUCUGAUCCUGAAGGCUUUCAGAGACUUUGUGAACUUCAGUCGCAUUUGGAGAAGCGAAUAGAGACCCCGUUGUAUCGUGUCCUGAAGGCAAAUCUCAUUACCUUCAUCAAGACCAUCCUAAGGUUGGACUUUGAUGAGUUCACCAUAAUGCGAAUAACAGCAAUUCUGGACACUAAUUGCUUCGAAAUUCGUCAUCAGCAUAAAAAUAUCAAAGUUAGAGCUCUUUAUCCACAAGCUUCAAUGAUUGCUCAUAGCUGUGUUCCCAACACAACGCACGUCUUCAGUGAGGACUUUGAAUUUGUUCUCAUUGCAACAGUUGAUAUAGCUAAAGGAUCACCAAUUUUCGUAACCUACGGCCAGACGCUGCAGGGAACUCUCCAGAGAAGAGAGCAUCUGAGACAGGUGAAAUUUUUCGAAUGUUUCUGCGAAAGGUGCGCAGAUCCCACGGAAUUGAGCACCUUUGCAGGAUCCUUCAACUGUACACGCUGCAAUAAUGGUAAGAUGAUCCCAACUAAUCCCUUUGAGGAUACAGCCCCAUGGAGAUGCUCAGCAUGUGAGAGCGAAAUCUCAGCUAAGCAAGUAAUCAAUGGGAAUAGGGCGAUCAUGACGGAGAUCUCGGAACUAGAUCAGCAUUCACCAAAAGAAUUUGAGGCUUUUCUGCUAAAGUACAGAGAUAUUCUCCAUGGAACCAAUACUCACAUGCUUCAAGUAAAGUACGCCCUGAGUCAACUAUAUGGAAAUAUUCCGGGUUUCCAACUGCAACAGCUGAGUGAAGCUGCAAUAAUACGGAAGAUCGACAUUUGCCGUGAACUCCUUGAGGUGGGUAAGCUCCUAGAACCCGGACUCAGCUUCUUUCGCGGGUACCUCCUGAUGGAUCUCCAGAGUGUUCUGGCAAUCCAGGCUAAGCGUGAUUUUGACAAUAAAACCGCCAAUCGCGAGGAAACCCUACGGCUACUAACUGAAGCCAUGGAUCUCCUCCAGGAAGCCGUGAAGAUUUUGAGUCCAGAUCCUGCCCUCAAGGAGUUCAUUGAUACCAAAGUUCAGGAAAUGACUACAUUAAUGCAAUUGUAG
Lutzomyia longipalpis is the source of this 1822-nucleotide messenger RNA. Its product is annotated as SET domain-containing protein SmydA-8-like. Bases 242 to 1822 code for a protein of 526 amino acids. The record is from RefSeq and is a predicted model, not a curated record. NCBI's taxonomy places the organism in Eukaryota, Metazoa, Arthropoda, Insecta, Diptera, Psychodidae. Gene Ontology annotation, molecular function: protein binding. The transcript has 4 exons.